Molecule: messenger RNA, 699 nt
Organism: Lodderomyces theae
Lineage: Eukaryota; Fungi; Ascomycota; Pichiomycetes; Serinales; Debaryomycetaceae
Exons: 2
Coding region: 1-699 (232 amino acids)
Biological process (GO): peptidyl-lysine dimethylation; peptidyl-lysine monomethylation
Cellular component (GO): cytoplasm
Molecular function (GO): protein-lysine N-methyltransferase activity
Source: RefSeq, a predicted model, not a curated record
AUGACGGAAGAAAUCAAGUUGAAUUCAUCAAAGUUAGGAACUCAGGAGUACUGGAACGAAUUCUACAAGAGGGAGUUGCAAAAUUUUCAAAGCAACAACGAAGACACUGGUGAAUGUUGGUUCGAUGACUCCGAUGCUGAAUCCAAGAUGAUUCAAUUCAUAGUCGACAAGAUAGACGAAGGAGAACUUGCGGAUUAUACUCUGUUUCUUGAUUUAGGGACGGGUAAUGGCCAUCUUCUUUUUGAGCUACUGCAGGAGUUGCAAGACGUGGACAAAGACUUCACGUACCAUGAAAUUGACUAUUCAGCAGAGUCGAUUGAAUUCGCCACUAAUAUUGCUAGCAAAAAGUUUCCAAAUAGCUCAUUCAAAUUCGACCAAGUUGAUUUACUAAGCGACACACCAUUUCUAGAGAAUAAAUUUGAUGUGCUAUUGGAUAAGGGUACACUUGAUGCAAUUGCUUUGAAUCAAGAGCUUUCGGAUGGAAAAAGAGGCAUGGAUAUUUAUGCGAGUCAAGUCUCGAAAAUGAUGCGGGAAGGAAGUAUUCUUCUAGUAACCUCGUGCAAUUUUACCGAAAACGAACUUGUUAAAAUCAUUACAUCUGGCACCGAAUUACGUAAAUGGGACCAGAUUCAAUAUCCAAGCUUCCAGUUUGGCGGUGUACAAGGCUCAACUGUUGUAAGUGUUGCAUUUAUUAAAUAG